Messenger RNA from Emiliania huxleyi CCMP1516, 1194 nucleotides. RefSeq lists its product as hypothetical. The record is from RefSeq and is a predicted model, not a curated record. The transcript is spliced from 4 exons. NCBI's taxonomy places the organism in Eukaryota, Haptophyta, Isochrysidales, Noelaerhabdaceae. The coding region runs from base 1 to 1194 and encodes 397 amino acids.
AUGCUCGUCCUUCUGCUGUCCACGCCCGCCGGCCUGCCCGGCCGGCCCAAGCGCCCGGCUGGCCGGCGAUACGUCGACGACGCCGCCCCGCCCGCCGCCGACGGCAUCCGCCGAGUCUCGCUCGCCCGCUCGAAGCUCAUCCCGCAGCCGGUGCUCGCUCAGGCCGUCCGCGAGUCAGGCGUGCUGGGCCGGCCAGCGUCGGACCCGGCGGUGGGCGCGCUUUCCGACCGGCUCGAGCGCUGGUACCGCCGCAGCGGCUACCUCUUUGCGCGCGUCGGUAAGCGCGUCUCGCAACCGGGCGACAGCAGCCACCUUGUCCUGCUCGCCUCGGAGCCGGAGGUGGCGCGGCGGCCCGUCAAGAUCGAGUUCUUCGCGCCCGUCGCACCGGCCGUCGACGCCGACGCCGUCGCCGCUCGCCCCCCCGCUCCGCCCGCCACCCGCCGCUGGCUCGCAGAGACCGCGCUCGCCUUGGCCGCGGUGCCGCGCGAGCCUCCGACGCUCGCGGCACGAGGCGAGGCGGUGCGGUGCGGAGGGACGACCAAGGAGGAGGCGGUGGCGCGGAUGCUGGGCUUGCGGCCGGGCGAGCCGUGGCGCCUCGACGAGGCUGGCUGGCAGCGCCUCCGCUCCUCCCCCCUCUUCGCCUCUGUCGACGCCCCGCGGAUCGGCGGCGCAGAGACGGCCGAAGGCGGCGACGGCUCGCUGCAGGUGCGGCUGCAGGUGGUGGAGCAGGGCGCGCGCAAGGGUCGGCCGGCGCGCUUCCGCGCGCUCGAGCCCUCGGUCUCCCUCUCGCGCGGCUCAAUCACCGGCGAGGUGUCGCUCGAGGACCGCAACUGGCGCGGGGCCAACCAGCAGCUGUCUGCGCGCGUCGCGCGCGCCAACGCAACCGAGGUGUCGGCGCGGCUGCGUGACCCGAGCAGCGUGCGCGGGUACGAGUCUGGCGAGCUGGGCGCCGGCCUCGCCACGCUGAGCGGGUCGGUCUCGCUCGUCCUCCCGCUACCCGCCCGCGUGCCGGGUGGCCCGCCGCCGCCCGUCUCGUUCGUACUCUUUGCCGAUGCGGGGGCGCGCGACGAGGCCCUCGCUGGCCGGAAGCCCUCGGUGGCGCCGCCGGUAGGCCCGAUUCGCUUCGACGUGGCGCACAACGCGCGAGGAGAGAGGAUGACGCACGUCGGCCUCGUCGGCGACGAGUUUGGCUGA